AUGGCUGCCUUCCCAGCAGAAGACAGAGCACAAAGUGUGUCGUCGCUGGACAUCUUUGCCGAUGAUCUUCCCAUUCAGGCCAGUCUUGGUUUGUCCUGGAAUAUCAGUGAAGAUCUGUUUAGUUUCAACCUCAACAUACCUGAUACGCCGUUUACCAAGCGCGGUGUAAUCUCUGCUGUCAGCAGCAUAUUUGACCCUCUUGGAUUUCUAAGCCCAAUCACUUUUCAAGGUAAAAUUCUUGCUCGUGAGAUCACAGCUCAUGGUUCAGGCAUGUGGGAUGAAAGGUUGCCUGAUCAUCUUGAGAAAAAGUGGAAACUUUGGAAGGAGUUACUUAAAUCUACUAAAGGAAUUCGCAUUCGGAGAAAGUUCCUACUAAACGAUUUGAGCUACGCAGAUUCAUUUAAGGUAGAUGUGUUCUCAGAUGCAUCCGAAAAGGCGAUCUCUGCAGUCGCAUAUAUGAGAGCCUUAUUUGGUUCAAAGGAAGAAGUUGGUUUCAUCAUGGGUAAAUCCAAACUGACUCCAGCUGGGGGCACCACUAUUCCUAGACUAGAACUGUGCGCCGCUCUUCUUGCCACAGAAUUAGCAAAUGUAAUUGCAGACCAAUUGAGUAUUUCCUUGGAGAAUUUCUUGUACCACACAGACAGUAGAGUCGUUUUGGGAUACAUUCAUAAUCGAAAACGUCGCUUCUACACAUAUGUUGCCAACCGAGUUGACAUUGUCCUUAAACAACCUAACCCACAAAAGUGGCAGUAUGUGGUCACGCAAAACAAUCCAGCAGACUUGGGUACCAGACCUUUGACUUCUCCUAAUGAGCUGACAAGAAGUAUAUGA
This is a messenger RNA of Dreissena polymorpha, 831 nucleotides long. RefSeq lists its product as uncharacterized. The transcript has a single exon. Bases 1 to 831 code for a protein of 276 amino acids. Lineage: Eukaryota; Metazoa; Mollusca; Bivalvia; Myida; Dreissenidae. The record is from RefSeq and is a predicted model, not a curated record.